CGCCCACAUACGUGACGCGACUGCGUUGCCGUCUAUAUUAGUCAGCAGCGGCCGGUGCAGCCGGGCACACGGAUUAGCGAAGAAACUGUGGGAUAGCUCGAGCAGGAAGCCCUCGAGCGCCGCCCGGUCCGUCACAUAUAUAUAUCGCUGUGUCGGAGUGAUCUCGGAAGGAAGAAGGGCUGGUUGAGAUGGCGGGAGGGAAGGUGUACUCGUUUGAGGAAGUGCGAAAGCACAACGAUCGGAAAGAUUGCUGGCUCAUCAUCUCCGGCAAGGUGUACGACGUGACGCUGUUCAUGGAGGAGCACCCCGGCGGCGACGAGGUCCUGCUGGCGUCCACCGGCAAGGACGCGACCGCCGACUUCGAGGACAUCGGCCACACCGACUCCGCCAAGGAGCUGAUGCCGCAGUAUUGCAUCGGCGAGGUCGACGCGGCAACCGUCCCGGCCAAGAUCACCUACGCCGUGCCCAAGGACGCGAGCCCCAAGAAGGCCGCGACGAGCACGGGCGCUUGGGCCACGCUCCUGCCGCUCGCCGUGCCUGUCCUGCUGCUGGCGCUGGCCUUCGUGCUGCAGAGCUUCGCCAAGGCCAAAACGGAGUAGAGAAACCCAGAUACCCGUUGUUGAUUCCGCUGUGUCGCUGGCCUAUAGCUUCUUGGAAGCAUCUGAAUUCUGAACAUUUCGUUGGAGUCGUUGAUGUUAUUGUGACAAGCUCUUCACGUCUACCGCUGUAAUUGGUUCGAUUUACUGCGGAAGUACAAUCCUAAGUAAGUGUUAGUGGUUUCACAAUAAUAAUUUUCUUUCUGGUGUC
This is a messenger RNA of Phragmites australis (common reed), 807 nucleotides long. Its product is annotated as cytochrome b5-like. The record is from RefSeq and is a predicted model, not a curated record. NCBI's taxonomy places the organism in Eukaryota, Viridiplantae, Streptophyta, Magnoliopsida, Poales, Poaceae. The transcript has 4 exons. Gene Ontology annotation, molecular function: heme binding. The coding region runs from base 189 to 599 and encodes 136 amino acids. Gene Ontology annotation, cellular component: intracellular membrane-bounded organelle; membrane.